This is a messenger RNA of Fusarium odoratissimum NRRL 54006, 351 nucleotides long. RefSeq lists its product as uncharacterized. The transcript has 2 exons. Lineage: Eukaryota; Fungi; Ascomycota; Sordariomycetes; Hypocreales; Nectriaceae. Gene Ontology annotation, cellular component: membrane. The coding region runs from base 1 to 351 and encodes 116 amino acids. Gene Ontology annotation, molecular function: transmembrane transporter activity. The record is from RefSeq and is a predicted model, not a curated record. Gene Ontology annotation, biological process: transmembrane transport.
AUGUUACGUACCCGAAAAGCAACAGCAUUCGCAGCAGGUGUUUCGGGUUCGGGUUUCUGGGCCGGCCAAACUCUGGGGCGUGCAGCCCUGGGUUUUGUGACGGAGAGAUAUGGCGAGCGAAUUUGCAUCACGAUCUAUCUUGCCUUUGCUGUUGCCAUGCAGCUCAUCUUUUGGCUUGUGCCUAGCUUCAUGGCUUCUGCCAUCGCCGUGGUUUUCUUAGGAGUCUUCCUUGGUCCCAUGUUCCCGGGUGCCAUCACAGUAACUGCUAAGUUACUUCCCAAGCAUAUCCACCGGCUACAUGGUUUUGCUUUCCCCGAAUCUCUAGAUAUUCUGGUGUAUAUUCGAUGGUAG